This is a messenger RNA of Daucus carota subsp. sativus, 5334 nucleotides long. RefSeq lists its product as uncharacterized. Bases 2848 to 5205 code for a protein of 785 amino acids. NCBI's taxonomy places the organism in Eukaryota, Viridiplantae, Streptophyta, Magnoliopsida, Apiales, Apiaceae. The transcript has 3 exons. The record is from RefSeq and is a predicted model, not a curated record.
AAUAUUUGUACUUUUUAUGCUACUUGAUUUAUUCAUCUCUGUUAACGGAGGAAUCUGGUGAUAACAAGAUUCGGGGAGGGUUGCUGGAACUUGUGGUGGACGAUGACGGCGGACGACGGAGUAUGGGUGGUGAUUUUGGUUUUGGCUGAGAUCGUUUGGGGGAUUAGGGUUUUCUCACAAGAUCGAAGGAGUAUUCGCUCUUGCAAGGGUUGCGACCUCCCCCCAAACAAUGUGCCUACGUACCCUAUUUAUAGGGAUCAAGCCAGACGUAGUUCUUGGGGAACAAGUAACCUAAUCAGAAUAGGUUUCUCAUUCCUUGGUUCCAGCGAUGGGCCACCGCCUGAGAUCAGACGGACGUGGGCUUCUGGAGCCCAGCCUCCUCCGAGGAGCAUGGAACUAGGUGGGCUGACCAGCACUAGCCCACGUGGACCUCCUCAGACUCAGCUGUAUGGGCUAGCCCUCCGUCCUCUCUUAGGGCGAGGCUGAUGGUGGACCUGGGCCCAGAUAAAACAAUAAUAAUCAGGCCUGAGAAGCAGGCGUAUCUGGUCCAUUCCGCACUGGGCGAGGAAGAAGCGUAUUGGGCGAGGACUCAAUAGCUGAGGACGAGGACCCCAUCGAAGACCUGGGCCGCGUGACUUGACCCACAUUAAGGGCGAGAUUCCAUAUCGGGCGAGAACUUGGCUGAAGACGGGGUCUUACCUGAUGCCGGGCCUUGUGCCCUGGACCAUGCUGAUGGCGAGGAAGGUAAGCAUUAGGCGAGGCCUCAUCACAGAGGGCGAGGACUCCUUGAAGACGGGCCGCCAGUCAUUGGGCCGCGAGGCCGACACAUGCCUAUGACGAAGGUCCACACUGGGCGAGGACCCUUACUGGGCGAGGACCCUUCUGCUGACCCGGGUCCAUCUGUUGCUGGUCCUCACUUCCUGGGCCACAUAGAUGGCGAGGUCCACGUAAUGGGCGAGGACGAUCCCGGAGAUCGGUCCUUUCCUUGAAUUAAGGCGAGAUUUAUGCAAUCAUCUUCCGAGUUGAUAUUUGGCCAUAACAACUACCCCCCAAGCCCUUGAAGCAUAAGUGCGAAAGGGUUUAAAGAAGCUUCAGGCGAGGAAGAUGGUUAGUUGGCUGGUUUCCUGUAAUAGUACUCUGGCGAGCUCCAUCCUUGGGCGAGGACUCCAUCAAAGAGCCAAGUCAUUUAGAUAAUCAAGUAUCACAUUCCGGACAUGACUCCAGGAGAGGACUCAUUGAAGGCGAGGAUGGUAUAAGUCUUCCACUCCGGUUAGCUAAUUGCUAGAAUCAGCAACGGGCGAGGACGCCCCUCAAGCGAGGACUCCGUUAAGGGGUGAGCUGAAGGUGAGGCUUAGCUGAGCGAGACGAUCAGUUGAGUGAAAAGAUGGUCAACAGCUGAGUGAGAGGACGAUCGAUAGUUGAGUGAGAGGACGAUCAUCAGCUGCGGUAGACGAAGCUCAUCAGCUGAGUGAGAGGAUGAUCAUCUGCUGAGGGCGAGGACGAUCAUCAGCUGAGGUAGACGAAGCUCAUCGGCUGAGGGAGAGGACGAUCAUCUGCUGAGGGCGAGGAUGAUCAUCAGCCGAGGUAGACGAAGCUCAUCAGCUGAGUGAGAGGAUGAUCAUCUGCUGAGGGCGAGGACGAUCAUCAGCUGAGGUAGACGAAGCUCAUCGGCUGAGGGAGAGGACGAUCAUCUGCUGAGGGCGAGGAUGAUCAUCAGCCGAGGUAGACGAAGCUCAUCAGCUGAGUGAGAGGACGAUCAUCUGCUGAGGGCGAGGAUGAUCAUCAGCUGAGGUAGACGAAGCUUAUCAGCUAAGGGAGAGGACGAUCAUCUGCUGAGGGCGAGGACGAUCAUCAGCUCAGGACGAAGCUUAUCAGCUGAGGUAGACGACGAUCAUCAGCUGAGGGAGAGGACGAUCAUCUGCUGAGGGCGAGGACGAUCAUCAGCUCAGGACGAGCUUAUCAGCUGAGGUAGAUGACGAUCAUCGGCUGAGCGAGAGGACGAUCAUCUGCUGAGGGCGAGGAUGAUCAUCUGCUGAGGUAGACGAAGCUUAUCAGCUGAGUGAGACGACGAUCAUCUGCUGAGGGCGAGGACGAUCAUCAGCUGAGUGAGAGGACGAUCAUCUGCUGAGGGCGAGGACGAUCAUCAGCUGAGGUAGACGAAGCUCAUCAGCUGAGGUAGACGACGAUCAUCAAAUGAGUGAGAGGACAAUCACCCGCUGAGGUAGACGUUAUCUUCGAAGGAUGACGCAAAAUUUGGCUAUAACGACAACCCCCCAGUUCCUUGUAACAUAAGUGCGGAAAAAAAAGCAUCGGGCGAGGAAGAUGGUAAGUGCUCGCCUGUUGUUGCUCGUCAUAUAUCAAAAUUUUCGUCUUGGCUCAGAGAUUCUUGCAAAAAUGGUGGAAAAAUCACAUUGGCUACACAAGAGACGCCAGCAGAAUUCAAAAGUCCUGCCUCGAAGCGUGAGAAAACUGGCCAUUCGGGGCGUGCCACGUGGCUUUGAUGUCAGUAAUUAUCCCGCCUCUUCCUUCCUCUAUAUAAGAGCAGCUCUUUUCACUCCAAAAGUAUACACACGAAGUGCUGCUGGAUUAUUCUCCUGAAUUGGUAGCAUCAGGCGACGCUUUUCUCAAAGCCUCGCACCUUCUACCGCUUUCAGAAAUUGCAGGUACGCAUGUUCUCUUUCUUCCUUUUCAAAUUCAAUUUUAUUUGUCCACGUAGGCACCUAGGGUUUCCCAAUUAUUAACAUAAGCGUCGCUCGCAAGAGUUAGAGUAAUUGCAGGCGAAGGCUCUGUCAAAUCGAUAACAUGCUUGCUUAGGGCGAGGACCUGUUACCAACGUCGUCGCCCUUCAUGACUUUAUUUUCUCUUUUCUUCCUUAUCUGUAGCCCCAUACUAAAUAUCACCAUUGAUUCCUUCCCCGCAUUGAUUCCUUCCCCGCCAUCUUUCUUUCAGAUGACGAACUCUCAACAAUCUCCUCCCAACGCUAAUGCUCAGGUCGAUUCGUGGUCAUCUCUUGACGUCGACCCAAAAGCUGGCCACGUCUUAGAUCAGGCGUGGCUGAGGGCUCAUCAGGACGGGGCCGGUCCUUCUCGCCGGCCAGAUCCACUCGAAGUUCUCAGCAUCUCCUCGAGCGACGAAGAUAGUGUGUACAAUCCCCAGAUGGAUGACGAUUCUCCGGAUUCCCUCUUCAAAAACCUCGAACGUUCCGGUCAUUCUCGCCCCCUCUUGGGAGUUGGCAAGGGGAAGCAGCUUCAAAUGGUCAGAGAUGCCUAUGCUGAUCACUCAAAUGGCGAGGAAGACAUAAAGGGCGAGGACAAUAAUGAAACUGAAACUGGGGAAUCAAGCCGUAGUAAACACUUAUCUGAGGGCGAGGAUGAUGCAAACGCUAUAUCUGCCUCGCCAAUUCGUUAUGAGAUGGAAUGCCCCUCGCCUGCUAACAACCCUUUUGUUCCAGAGACCUUCAAUCACGACUAUGACUUUGACUUUGACGAAGACGUCCCAGAGAAAGAGAGGAAUCGACAGCGCCAUGUCAAUAAGACAGUAACCUGUGCGGGACUCUCUUCGCAAAUUUCCUCGGACGAAAUAAUGUGGAUGAUUGAGUACUACAAUUUCCAAGGCAAGUGGUAUAGGCCUCGCCGCUUCAUGAGGAUGCACAGGUUCAAUUUUGACGGUCUCCCAUGUCCUCGCAUGGUGGUAACUAAUAAGCUUGCGGAGCUGGGUUUCGGAUGGCCUAUGCACCCGUGGUUGCUAAAGUUGGCAAACCAUUAUGACGUCGCCCCAAUCCAAGUCGGUCCCAACAGCUGGAGGCUUGCCAUAGGUAUCUACAUAGUGUAUCGCCGCCUUGGGUUUCCCGAACCCUCAAUGCUUGAGAUGGAUCACUUUCUCUCGUUGAGGAAGACAGGCGACGAUUAUGGCUUUUUCUAUCUAACGCUCCAUCCUUGCCAUCACAAGAAAGGCUUCUCCGUUGGAAAUCCUAGCAACAUGAAAUUCUGGAAGCCGGAUUACUUCUACUUCUACGACAUUCCUCGCCAAAGGGUGUCUUUUAAUCUUGACCCUUAUAAACCUCAACAAACCGACCUCGAGGGCGAGCUCUUGACUCGUGCCCAGGCUGUUGACAAUCUUGAUGCCGCCCAGAAGAAGCUCGACGAGAUCGUUACUCCGGAAUCGCUUCGCGAAUAUGGCUUUUAUAACAAGGGUUUUGGCCAAGUCCCUUUGAUAAAAUUCGACAAGAGGAAUCGGUCGAAGAAAGCUCUAGAGUGCCUUAAAAAGUCGUUAGCGUCCUUGACUGGUAAAGGGAAGAUGGCCGAACUGCCUUUUGGUAAUAACCCUUUUGCUGGAAGGCAAGUCCCCGUUUCUCAGCCUCGCCCCACCAUCUCUGUGAAUGCCACUCCUACUCCUCGCCGGAACCAGACCCCUCCACCUGAGAAAGAAUUGAGGGCGAGGAACAAGCAAAAACGGGGGAACGAAGACGAAGUUGCAGCCUCAAAAAAGAAACCAAGAAAGGGCGAGGAGUCGACCCCCUCUGUUGUGUCUGUCGCCUUCAGUGUUUUGGCCGAAGACAACUAUGAUGCUGUGGACGUCAAAGUCUGGUCGUCAAAGAAAGCUGAUGAAGCUGAACAUGGCUUCAAGUUAGGAUUGGGCGAGGCGUUUUUUCAGGGACUCAACGUCCUUGCCGCCAAAAAUGCUCACAUAGCAGAGCUGGAAAAGGCGAACACGAAGCUAAAGAGCGAGGCAACAACGUCCGCGAAUCGUCUGAAAGACCUCCAGAAGAAAUACAAAGAUGAUAUCAAGACAAGGGAUGCCCAGAUCAGGAAUGUUCAGGAUACCCUCAAUGAACUCACUGAGUCCUCAACUUCAGCCGCCAACCUCGCCAACUCUACCAUCGCAGGUCUCCAGUAUGAGCUUGAGGGCGAGAAAGCCUCCAAAUCCAAGGAGCUGAGCGACGCAUACCGCCUUGGGUUCUCGGAAUAUCUUAUCAAUUUCUUGGCUGCGGACCCUGACUACGACUGGACGACGUUCUUCGCCCCUUCUACUCCUGCUUUCAUGGUGGGCUUCAAAGAGGCUAAUGCUACCGCCAUUGAGAAGGCGAGGAAGGAUCUUGAGGCGAAGAUCCUUUCAGAGAAGGAGGCGUUUGCCAAGAAAGGUGGCGAGACCACACAGGGCGAGGCAGGAGACAAGGGCGACGGUGAGGCCACCACCACUGAGUAGCAGAAGGAAUGAACUUUUUAUUUUGAACAGUCUUAAGUACAUUUGGAGUGCGAGCCCUCCGUAAUUGGCCUUGCCAGUUGUAUUUGAAUUCUAACUCUUUUGCUGUUGUAGUCUUGUGCUUUUAAUUUA